UUGGGCGGGAGCUUGGGCGAGAGCAUCGGACGAAGGAAGAUUCCUACACAGGGAUGAAAGGGAUGAAGAAUAAUCCGUGAAGAAAGUGUGGAGGAUUUGUACGUUUAGUGAAUUAAAAUUAUGAUAUAAGGGUGUUAUAAGAUAUUUGAGGGGUGGUGAGUGCGCGGCCGCACCAUGGCCGCCGCGCUGGAAACGCUGCGCGACUGCUGCCGCACGGUGGCCGGGGAUCGCCUGCGCGACCGGCGCGAGAGUGCUGACCAGCUGCGUCAGCUCAUCGCCGACAACGCGACGCUCUGCGCCGAACUGGACGACGCCGGCCGGGACCGUGACCGACUCAACUGGACCUACGUCUGGGAGCAUGUCGUCAUCCACUUCCAGAAGGAGAUGGACAAAGCCGAGGAGGACGCCCGCCGUGGGAAGAACCUGACACAGCGCGAGCUGGUACCGCGGCAGGCGGUGUCGCUGCUGCGGGCCGUGGCACACCGCGCCAACCGCGGGCGGGCUCGUCUGGAGGCGACUCAGCUGGCCGGCACGCUGCUGGCCGCCCUGCGCCACCCGUUCCGGCGCGCAGCCGCCGGCCCAGAGCUGUGUGCGAUGCUGAGCGCCGCGCUGCUGGAGCCGGCGCUGGUGCGCGCUGAACUGUCGCUGGUCGGCUGGCGUGACCUGCUCUCCGGCGUCAUCUCGCUACUGGCCGAGCCGCCGCACCGGCUGCAGACACACACGCUGCGCUCGCUGCUGUCGCUGACUGCCGAGCUGGGCUGUCAGCAGACGGCGCUGCUGGCGCGGGUGCGCGGUCUACUGCCGCUGCUGGACGCUGACGGACUGCUGCGCGAUGCGCCGCCGAUCACACUGCGGCUGGUGAACGUGGUGCUGCGGCUGACGGCUGCCUCCGGACGGCGCGCCGUUUGCCGCGUCGGCGAGCGCCUGUUCACCUCCGUCUGCCAGCUGGCUGACGCGCGCCAUCAGUGCCAGGAGCAGGUGCUGGCCUUCCUGCGGCUGCAGGUGUGCGCCCGCGCGCCGCUCUGCCUGCGAAUGGCGCCCGCAGAGGAGACGUGGGCCCGCCAGCUGAGGAAGAUGUACCAGGUGGUGGUGGACGAGGUGGAGUCCCGCUGCCUCCGGAGCCGGAUGGUCGGCCGCGCCGCUCCGCUGACCACCCCGCUCUCUGACGACUGGGUGCGGCUCUUCGCCGACGUGGCGUAUCUGCUGUUUGAAAGGGACGAGGACACGGUGCUGGAUGUCACCCUGCUGCCCAGUCUGUCCACCGACGGCCGGCCGGCCAAAAGGCGGCGACUGGAAGUGGGCGUGCGGGCCGUGUGUGAGAGAAUCUACGAGACGCGCGCCUCGACCGAGUGCGUGCCGUGGCUGCAGCUGCUGACGGCGCUGAUUGGCGCCCACCCGGACGCGCUGAGCGCGGCGCAGCUGCCGCCCUGUCUCAGCCUGCUGGUCAGCCUGCUGGCCGCCGGCAGCCGCCUGCCUGAGGUGGUGUGUCACCAGCUGCGGCUGGCCGCGGCACUGCUCGACUGUGCGGCGGCGCAGCGCGUGCCGGACCGACAGGCGGACGACGUAACGGCCGCCUGGGCCAGGAUCUGGGAGCUGGCCGUGCAGGCCUCCUCUCUGGUGCAGCGCCAGGACGCCAGUCACGCGCUGCUGCAGGCUCUGCUGCGUCGGCGCGCGGCGCGGCCGGGCCGCUCCUUCCUGGCGCUAUACCUGCAGCGAGAGGCGGUGCCGGCGGCUGUGACGCCCCCGCUGGUCGUCACACUCCUGGAGUACCUGCGCCGGUUCGCUGUUCCGCAGCCGCCCGGCCCGGCCGCCGACCCCACGGAGACCCGCUGCCGACUGGCCCAGUGGCUGCUGGAAAGUGGCUGCGAGCCGCGAGCCUCGGCAGAGGCGCUCGUCCGACUCGCCCUUCGAGACAACGCGGCCGACCUCGGCAGUUUGGUGGAGUGGUGUAGCAAUGAAACUGCUGCUGGCACCGAUUGGUACACAGACCUGGGCGAGCUCUAUGUGUGCAGUGAGCUGGAGGAGCCUCUACGUGUCGCUGAUUCGCCACCGACGCCGCCGGCAAUGCCGCCAACAGACGUGGGCGAGGCGAGUGUGGCGCCGCUGAAGACUAAGAUUUUGUCAGAGCUGAAUGCGCUUGUGACGGCUGCAGAGAGGCGAAACGACGACCCCUCGGCCGGCGAUGCCGCGGUGUCUCGCUGGUGUCGUGCUGCGUGCGACACGGCGGUGCUGGCGGCCAGUACUCUGCGAUUCGCCGGCGACUGUGGCCUUUUGUCGGCUGACGAGCUGCGCCACUCGCCGCUGGUGGCUAGUCUGCGUUCGCUGGUGACUACCCUGCUCCGGACGGCAGCAGGGGAGCUGUCUGCGCCUCCCACUGUCGACUUAAAUGCCCACCUGACUCUGCUGUCCCUACUGACCGGACUACGCGAGCUGUUUGAAACGGCUGAGGCGCCGCCAGUCGGGUCCCCUCACCAAGCCGCCGCCGGGCGCCGCGCGCUGGGUAGUCUUCUGAGGUCUGCCACGCCGCGAGUGUUCACUCAAGAGGCGCUGCGGCUGCUCAGAGACGAGGCCUCCCGAUUGUUGCCGCAGUCGAGGCGCGCCAGCCAUUCAGAUCCUCUUUCCGACUCGUCGGGGGAGAGUCCACUGGAUUCGGAGUUUUCUGAAGCCGAGUGCAGCAGCGCACAGGAGCCGGGCCGUGACAGUGUGCUGGAUAUUGCACUACAUGAGCUAGAGGAAGUGCGCCUUGAAGCUUGCCGCCUGCUGGUCUCUUUCGCAGAUGUCGACGCCGGAGAAGACGUUAUCGCCGGAUCGGAGGCACCAGAAGAGCUUCUGUCUGACGUCUUCAUGGCGUUGUUGGAGAAUCGGUUGGAUGUGCGUCACCCGGGUGAUAUGCGCAUAGCGCUGGAUCUCCUGCGUAAGCUGCCGUCGUCCUCUGCGCUGUGCACAACUCACGUGGUCUCGCUCAGCGAGCUGCUGCAGGCGGUUUGCCGCGCCUGGCCCCGCGAUGUGGCUGUUAAUCUAGCCGUGCUGGACACGAUGGCCGGCGGGUACGUGCAGGCAGUGGCACGGCGCGGCUGUGACAAGGACCGCGCCGACGCCAUGAAGUUCGUCACGGUGAUGGUGAGGAAGGCGGAGACAGCGCGGUUCGGCGAGCGCUGCCUGCUGUCGCUGCUGCGGCUGCUGGCCGCGCUGGCUGAACAGGACCCGUGCGGCCGCUGGGCAGUGGUGGACGGACGCUGGGCGGCGCGGCCACUGCUCACUCACCUCAGCGCGCCUGCAGAGCCCAACGAGCGCGGCGCCGGCGCCUGGAGCACCCACCGCUCGCGGCUGCUGGCCACCCGGCUCCUGGAGUCGGUGUUUGCCGCCCGCGAGCGACAGCCCGCUGUCGAGGGCGCCGCGCCCUCCGUUCAGGAGAUGUUUGAGCUCAUCUAUCCGUCUGUCAUCGAGAGCAUGGCGCAGACUGCCGAGCAGGCGGCCGAGUGGACAAGACCGGACGACGCGCCGAACCGUGCCGCCACCCUGUGCCUGGCGCUGUGUCGUGUGGCGCUGGGCAGCAGCCAGUGCCGACCACAGGCGCUGUUGGCACUCUGUCAAGCCUCCCGGCUGCGUGACGUGUCACCGGAGCUGGUACUGCGCGCGCUGCGCCACCUGGCGACCGCGCUCGGUCUGGCCAGUCCACGACGUCUACUGGAGGCUCAUCUGGACUUCAUCGUGUCCCAGUGGCUGGCCGAGCGACUCACUGUUCUCGAGUUCCCGCACCAGCUCCUCGAGUUCGCCUCAGCCAAGGAGUUUGUUCGUGAAGAGCUGGGCUGUGUGGUGCCCCAUCUGCUAGGGCGUCACCAGGACCAGUUGGCCGCCGUCGCUCAGUUGUUGGAGCAGCAGCCAGCCGAGCUGGUGCUCUCCUGUGUCCCGCAGAUCGUGGCACAGGUGGUGCCCGGUCUGGCAGGCAGUGACGGCGCGGCGCUGACCACCGCGCAGCGACUGUACAGCCGGGCGCGCCAGCUGGUCGGCGGCUCGGAGACGUUCGACCGCGCGCUGGCCGCCCAGACAGUGGAGGUGCUGGCGGCGCUGUUCCGCGCCCACGGGGCGAAACCCGAGUGUAUCGUGCCGGCUCUGCAGUUCGCUGCUGACAAGAUGUACGGCAGUAGUCUGGUGGUGAGCCUGCGUAGGCCGGCAGAGGACGGCCUUCAGCGUCUGCUGCUGCUCCUGGCUACAGAUGUGUCCGCUGCUGCCGGCAGCGCCGACCGCUUGGCGGCCACGCGGCGCUACUGCGCACUGCUGGACCUGCUGGCCGACGACUUCGCCCAUCUGGAGGAGCUGCGGCCGUUUGUGAUGCUGGACGUGCCGUCGUUUGUGUCACACCAGCUGGCCGCGCUGCGUCUGCCGGCUGAGGCGGCCGCCGCCGAACGGUGGGCGACCGCGCUGGGUCGGCUGGCACGCGCCUGUGCCGAGCAGGCGCCGGACGCCCUGGCGCCGGCACUGGAGCUGCUCUGUUCCGCGCUAGUCGGUCUUCACGAGGCCUGCGCGGGCGACGAGUGUGCUCCGGCUCGUGACUCGGCCGCCGGCACACUAAGGCUUCUGCUCGGGCCGCUGUCGGACGGGUACCGCGCGGCGGCCGAGGCGCUGACCUGCCUACCGGUCGACGGGCCGCUGGGAGGUUUGACGCUGGCGCCCGCCGGCGGCGUACUGAGGACACUCUCUGUCGGCGGUGCGCUGAACGUUCACGCGCUGCGCGCGGCGCUGGAGCAGGUGGAGACGCCCGGCAGCGCGGCCGCCGCCGACUGUUCGGACGCCCUGCUGGCCCGCCUGCUGCGACUGGCGGCCGGAGAGGGCGGGGAGCUGCGCCGCGCCGCCGCCCGCCUGCUCGGCGCCGUCGGGCCGCGCCGACUGGAGGGCGCCACGCUGCGUGUGUCGCCGCCGGCGUGGCAGCGCACCGACGCUGUCGGCGAGGAGGAGCUGCGGGACGUCCACCUGCUGGAGAGACUGCACCAGCUACUGACCGACCGGGACGUGAGCGUGGUGAGCGCUGCCGGCACCGCGCUCCGGGCCGUGCUGGCCUCGCCCGCAGCCACCCGCUGGCAGGAACUGCUAGCUGUCGAGCGGCCCAGCUUCGCCAGCGAGCUCCUCCCGUUCUACAUGACGCGCCAGCCACUGACGCCCGAGAGACUGCUGACUGCGAGCGAGGCACUGCGCCGACUGGACUCUGCGACUCUCUGGGUGCCCGAGCACGGCCAGUACGAACUCUGGCUGACGGACGUGACCCUGGCACUUCUGGAGGCAGGCGCUCGCUCCACCCCCUCUCUGACCGCCCUCGCACCACUCUGCUCGGUGAAGGGCGCCGAGUUUUGUCGCGAUGUGCUGCCCCACGCGACCUACGCGGCUCUGCUGUCGGACACACACGUGCGGGGCGUGCUGAGCCGCUGGUUCAACCGGCUGCUGCAGGAGCACCGGAGCAUGCAGCGGCGGGAGAGCAGCGCUGUGGCGUCCACACCGACGCCCAGCGCUGCGGCCGGCCGGGCGCCUCUGGCCGCUCAGCCCCUCUGUCUUCAGGCGCUGCUGGAUGUGGUGAUGUACCUACGCCGGCAACCGCUGCCGGCCGGCGGCCGGGGCGACUCGCCCUGGGAGCGUAACUUCUGGCUGCAGCUGCAACUGCCGGCGGCGGCGGGUGCGGCCCUCCGCUGUGGCCGCUACUGCGAGGCUCUCCUGCUGGCCGAGGUUUGCUGCUACGCACAGCACCAGGAUGACGCGCCGCUGCUCGCCCGGUCUGCCGACGGUGACGAGCUGCGCUCGCUGCUCUGCGAGGCGCACGUGCAGCUGGGAGACGCGGACGGCGUGGCUGCGCUGCGCACCGGCGGAGGCGACUCGCUCACUCAGGCCGUCUAUCUGGAGCAGGAAGGUGAGUGGCUGCGAGCGCUCACCGCCUACGACGUGCUGGCGACCGAGCGAACGACGGUAGCGCAGCGUGGCCUGCUGCGCUGUCUGGCCGAGCUGCAGCUGCUGGGCAGCUCACAGACGCUGCUGCGCGGCCUGACUGCCGAGCUUGGAGCGACGGACGCGGUGCCGUCCUACCUGCUGGAGGCGAGCUGCGAGGCGGCCUGGCGGCUGGCGGACUGGUCGGCGCCCUGCCCGCCGCCGACCGCCGCCGCCACUCCGGGCCUCCAACAGGCUCUCUUCUCCUGCCUGUCUGCCUUCCGGGACGGUGACGUGGCGGCUGCCGCGGAGGCUGUGGAGCGGGGCCGCACCGCGGCUCUCGCAGUCCUCGCCGGGUCGGCGACGCCCAGCACUCACGUGGCCGGCCUGUGUCUGAGCCGGCUGCGGCUACUCUGGCGCGCCGACCAGCUAUGUCAGGUGGCCGGCGGCUCUCCGGCCGAACUGAGCGCACUCUGCGACCGCUGGCGACACGCGCCGGCGCCGCGGCUGCCCUUCCGACUGGAGGAGCCGCAGCUGUCGUUCUCGGCGUCUCUGCUGGCGGUGCUGGCCGAGCGGCAGCCGACGCUGCAGGACGCCCUACUGCUGCGCCAGGAGACACUGCUGCGUCUCAGCGAGGGGGCGCGCGCCGCCGGCCGGCUGGCGGCUGCCGAGCGGGCCGCCGCCGCGCUGCCGGCCGACAGCGUGCCGUCCAUCCGCUGCCGCGCAGAGAACAGCUGGGCACGCAGCGACGCCGAGUCGGCGCUGUGGCUGUGCCGCGGCCUGCUGGACGAGGGGACCAGGGAGCAGCAGCCGGCCGGCCGCCGCCUCCAGCUGGCCCAGCUGAAGGUGCUGUAUGCCGGCUGGCUGUCGGAGGUGCACCGUGAGGGACCGCAGGAGAUCCUGGAGCAGCACCUGGAGCCGGCCAUCGUCCAACUGGAGCAGAUGACAGACGGCCCGGACUCGGAGCGUGCCCUGCUCGAGGCCCACUACCUGGCCGGCCAGUACGCCGACGCACAAUUCCAGCGAGUCGACGAAUGGGUCACUUCUGCCGACUUCGCCGCUAAGCGCGCCGAGGCGAUCCGCAUGCGACAGGAGGCCGACCAGUUCCGAAAGCGGGCGGCCGCCGCCAAAACCGACACGGACACCAAGGACUUCCACCGGCAGCACUUUAACCUGACGCGCUCGGCGGAGCUGGACGAGGCGGAGCUGCGCCAAGCGGAGGACGACCGGACCGCCUUCCAGCGCCGCGCAGUGGCCAGCUAUCUGCGCUGCCUGCAGCUGGGCCGUCACCGCGACCUGCUCGUGUACCGGCUGGUGGCGCUGUGGCUGGCGGACACGUCCGGCCAGGUGUGCGAGCUGCUGCGGCCGGCCGCGCCGCGGCUGCCCGCCUUCAAGCUGGUGCCGCUGCUGUAUCAGCUGGCGGCGCGCCUGGGCCGGCCCGGCUGGCUGCCGGAGUCCGCCCAACUGCUGGAGGAGCUGCUGGAACGCUGCGCCGCCGAGCACCCCCACCACACGCUCCCCGUGCUGCUGGCGCUCAAGAACGCGCACGCGGACGCGGCCGGUGGCGCUGCCCCAGCGACUGAUGCAGGCGGGGAGGCGCGGACGGCGGCCGCUACCCGGCUGGUGAAGCGGCUGGCCAAUAAACCAGCGCUGGCCGAGCCUGUGCGGCAGCUGGAGGCGGCCAGCGCGGCGCUGGUCGAGUUGGCCUACCAUACCCACGUCGGCACGGCCAGCUCUGGCCGCGUGCCGUCCGGGUGUCGGCUGCUGAAGCUGGGUGAGCUGUCGGCCGUGGCCGUGCAGACGGUCCCCCUGCCGGUGCGCGCCGACGCAGACUACACGGCCGUGCCCACCGUCAUCAAAUGGGACAACAAGUAUGACAUGGUCGGUGGCGUCAACGCUCCCAAGAAGCUGCGCUGCCUGGGAAGUGACGGCCGGUGGCGGCCGCAGCUGCUCAAGGGUCGUGACGACCUACGGCAGGAUGCCGUGAUGCAGCAGGUGUUCUCUGUGCUGAACUUGCUUCUUGCGGAGAGCGCCGCGCCAGACCAACCGCCGCUCACCAUUCGCACCUACAAGGUGGUGCCACUGUCGCAGCGCUCGGGCCUCAUCGAGUGGUGCGUGGACACUCAGCCGCUGGCGGACUACUUGGCCGACAAGCGCGGCGGCGCCCACGUGCGCUACCGACCCGACGACAUGACGCCCGCCGAGGCCCGACGCGCCAUGCAGACUGUCGCCAAGAAGUCGGCAGACCAGAAACGGCGCGCGUUUGCCGAGGUGUGCCGUCGUCUGAAGCCGGUGAUGCGGCACUUCUUCUUUGAGCGGUUCCCAGAACCGUGCGCUUGGUACGAGCGACGUGUCGCCUAUACCAACAGUGUGGCCGCCUCCUCGAUCUCCGGCUACGUCCUCGGCCUGGGGGAUCGCCACGUGAGCAACAUUCUCAUCGACAAGGCUUCGGCAGAGGUGGUCCACAUCGACCUCGGCGUGGCGUUCGAGACGGGUCGCCUCCUGCCGACCCCCGAGACGGUGCCGUUCCGUCUGACGCGCGAUAUCGUCGACGGUAUGGGCGUGGCCGGCGUGGAGGGUCGCUUCCGACGCUCCUGCGAGCGCACGCUCUCCGUGCUUCGCGAAAGCGUCCAGGUGGUGCUGACGAUCGUGCGCGUGCUGCUCGAUGACCCGCUAUACGCGUGGACGCUGACGCCGGACAAGGUGAACCGUCUGCAGCAGCGGGACGCCCACAGGUCAGCCGUGGCCGCUGGGGACAACCGGCAGGCGGAGCGGGCGCUGGCCCGGCUCGCCGAGAAGCUGCGGGGACAGGAGGCGGGUCAGGUGAUGACCUGUGCCGCUCAGGUGAGCCACCUGAUACAGCAGGCGCGCGACCCGGAGAACUUGUGCCGACUGUUCAACGGCUGGCAGGCGUAUCUGUGAGGAUGUGAGAGCGAGCCGGGCCGAAACAGCCAGGGCUGUUUCAGCUGCUGCAAUACGGAUGUGUUGCUUUUUGUAGCGAGCCAGCCGAAACGACGAAGGCUCUUUCAGGUGCUGUGAUACAGAUCGGUUACUUUUGUACUUGUGCAAUGUAGCGGCAUUCCAGAAUAGACGUCAUUGGCUAUAUUUGUGCUGUACCCCUAUCUCUUUUAUAUGCGUCCACCAUGAGGAGGGGGCACCAGGGAAGUGGAGAAGUCUGGGGGAUGUCUGCCGUAUUGUUUCCGUGUAAACUACGAAUCUCAAUACCUGUCAUUUCCAACACCAUAUUGGUCGAUGCAAACUGAGGUGCGAUAACUAUCACGGAUCAAUUUGGGUAUGACAAGGUCGUUUAACUCGGUAAAGUAAGUCACCUUUAGAUGGCAGCAUCGUAGGGCGAAGUUUAAAGCUCAGUUGGACAUCAUAUCUAUGGGGUCACAUAUUCGAAGCAAUUCAGGGUAUCAGUGAAAACAUUGUCAAGGGCUGAUGUGAAAUGGUAUUGACAAUGAUGCGCUGUCCGUUGCGGUCUCAGGCCGUCGUUAUAUCCACCGAUAAUAUGCAAUGAAGGGUGAGCUCAUCGCACGAGUCCGAACAAAGCUUUAGUUAGGGUUGAUGCGGCCUUGGGUUGAAGUGUUGGAAAGUUUCUACUUUCUAGCUCAGCCGGACCUCAGUCACCGCGUGCCCUCUGAGCCCCCGGUGCGCUAUCGGGGCGGUCCGAGCGGCGCGCGGUCACCUGACGGCUGAUACGGUGCGGCGACCAGUGGGUGUCAGUGCGCCCGCCGCCGCCGCCCCGCCAUGUUGCUCCGUCCGCUGCUGCUCCUCUGCGCCGCCCUGGCGGUGGCCGGCGCCGCCAACCCGCGGCAGCUGGACGCCGUCAGACACUUCCUGGAGGAACGCCACCUGCCGGCCGGCUCCGCACCGUCGCCCCGAGUUGUGCGCGUCUUCACCGAGCCGAAACAGCCGGAGCAGCCGGCCCCGCAGGCGCCGACACCGACGCCGUCGCCGUGGUUCGACUGCCCGACCACCUUUGGCCUGUACCCGGACCCGUACGACUGUAACAAGUACUUCCAGUGCAGCUACGGAGUGGCCUUCGAGGAACAGUGCCAGCCGGGACUCGAGUUCAACCCGAGGUCCAACUCGUGCGACUUCCCGAGUAACAUCAACCCGCCGUGCCAGGCGAUCCCGUACCCGACGGACGAGGCUCCGGCGGCGCGGCCGGAGGAGGCCGCCCACUCCGCCGCCCAGCGGCCCAGCGUGCACGUGCAGGCCGCGCCGGAGGUGCACAUCAACGUGCCGAAGGUGCCGCAGGUCCACGUCCAGAAGCCGGCCCUGCAGCAGCCGCACGUCCAGGCGCAGCAGCCGCACGUUGAGCUGCCACAAGUCCAUGUCGAAAAGCAGGAGGUUCCACAGGUGCACGUCCAGAAGUCGGCGCUGCCGCGUCUGCUUCACUAGGCUGCGGCUGUAGCUUCGUCGGACACUGUUCGACUAGAUCGGGCAACUCCAGGCCUGGGAGGAGCAAGGCCGCUGACACGGUACUGCCUUGCAAGAUGUGUGAGUGGUAAUGGAAAAUAAAGUAAUGCAGUGCCUCUGAACUGA
Amphibalanus amphitrite is the source of this 10461-nucleotide messenger RNA. Its product is annotated as serine-protein kinase ATM-like. Gene Ontology annotation, molecular function: protein serine/threonine kinase activity; protein binding. Bases 175 to 8832 code for a protein of 2885 amino acids. NCBI's taxonomy places the organism in Eukaryota, Metazoa, Arthropoda, Thecostraca, Balanomorpha, Balanidae. The transcript is spliced from 3 exons. Gene Ontology annotation, biological process: DNA repair. The record is from RefSeq and is a predicted model, not a curated record.